Molecule: messenger RNA, 1967 nt
Organism: Suillus paluster
Lineage: Eukaryota; Fungi; Basidiomycota; Agaricomycetes; Boletales; Suillaceae
Exons: 4
Coding region: 114-1700 (528 amino acids)
Source: RefSeq, a predicted model, not a curated record
AAGGAGGGAAUCCUAGGGAAUCGUUACCAGGCUCAAGGAUCAAAGUGAUAAUCGAGCAUUGACAACGGCUGACUACUAGCAAGCAACGGUGUUUGGUUGUCCGUUCAGCCGCCAUGCUCCCUAUCGCUAACUUGAAUCUCAAAGACUUAUACCAAUCAACCUUCGAAUUCUUUGCCUCGCGUACUCCAUCCUUCUCUUUCAGCGCUGAAUCAACUGACGACUCUGACUCUGAUCAUUCCUUUCCACCAACACCCAGUGACCUUUCGAACCUACUUCUUCAUCCAGAGGAGGUGUGUCUUCCAUUACGUGACAGGUUGGAUGCUGCCGAGCGCACCCGCUGUCAUACUACAUCCUCUUAUCGUUCUUUCGGAGCCUCUGCUGCUGCUUCAACUCUUUAUUCAAUGCGCCGAGAACACGAUGCCAUAAAAAAUGAGCUCUCCAGAACUCAAGCUGAAGUCGCUCGCUGGGAGGAGAGGUGUAAAACCCUCGAGAAGACACUCAAGGAAACGAAGGACCUCUUGAAGGUCAGAGACCAGGAGAUCCAAGUGCUCAAGAAGGAGCGUGAUAGGAACUCUCCCGAGCGUCAGCUAAGAGAGCGCACCUCCAUGCACAUCGAUCGUCGACGAAGCCGUGAUCCGGUUCAUCAUCAUCGAUCAAACUCAUCCCAGUCUCAGCAGAUCCGGCUGAGCGCUGACUGGUCAGAGAUCCGUGACGACACCUUAUCGCAGACCAAUGGCAAUCAUCGCCGUAUUGCCAGCGACCCUCACCCAGAUAACAUGUCCACCGUCUCCGAGGAAGAGCGAGCCCACUCUCGCAGCUUAGAGACUUUCCUCAACAAGAUUGAUUUGUGGUCUGGCGCGCAGGUCAUACAAGCCGUGCAAGAUCUCAACUCUGAGAUUCUCCAGUUCGCGGCCUCUGCCACAGAGCUUUGCACCUUCUCCAAGCAGCGCCCUAACUCAGCCAAGGUGACGCAAGCUUCCUCCGAAGUUGCCACGAGGUUGGGUAGUGCCCUGAGUCGCUUAUUAGCGACUCGGGAUCACUCCCAAGAUCCUAUGCUGGUUCAGCUAGCUCUCCAGGGUUGCAUCUCGUACUGCAUAUCCAGAGCACUAUCAUCGUUUUGCAUCGGUUACCAGUCCAAAGCCAACAUCACUCUGACCCAAAUCUACACCCACAUGUUCCAGUCAGAACCUCAACCAACUUCAUCACGAUGGAGAGCUCUGACUCAUAAACACAUUCACGAGCUUCACCCCGAGCUCAACGAUUACGCGAUCAACGAGAUGACGGAAACGAUCUUUCGCUGGUCGUUAGACAUAUUCCUCAUCUCUGGCAGCACCAAUCCGCAGCCCAACCCGGCUUCUCGCGAGAACUUCCGUGGGCGCUUCGGGGCUCAAGUCAAACGUAUCUCCAAGGCCGCUUGCAGGCUCGCGCAAGUGACAAAGGAGGAGAUCAUGUCAGCGAACUUCGAGGUUAUUGCUGCGGAUAGCGGCCAGUCGUUUGAUGGGCAGGACAUGACGGAUGCCUUUGAAGACUAUGGAUCGUCAGAUGGCGUCGUUCUGUGCACAACGGAACUAGGCCUACGGUGCUCGACGAGAAAGGGCACGAGCGAUACGCCAGCUUCAGAAGAAAAUAUAGAUCGGCGUAUACUGUUACGACCCAAGGUGGUUCUUGAAUCUGUUGUGGAAGUUAUUGACCCGCGAUGAUGUCUCUUUCUUGAUAAUAAUCUUCUGCUGCAUCUAUGUUACCCUACAUAAUUCCCCUCAUUCAUCCAUACCACCCACUGCUGUUGUAUUGUCUUUGUACUUAUACUUACUUCAUACUUCACGGACAUUGCUCGUAUCAACUUACCCGGAUAUUGUUUGUCAUUGUUUAAUCCUAAUGGUGCUACUCAACAAACUCAAACAUCCGAUCGCAAAUGCUUACAGAUCGAGAGUCACGUGAACGUUUCCGUUAUAACACCUCGCUUGGCC